AUGAGUUCCACAGUUGACGCAAGUCAAACUUCGAUCAAGAUUUCUGAAUAUGAUUCUGAUGAUGAAAUUUUACAGAAGCAGGAGGAAUGUGCAAUAGGUGAAUUAACGACAGAGGACGACUCACGUGGAUACAGCUUCCGUUCAUGCCACAGAACCAAAUCAGGAAAUGGAACUGGAUGUCGCCACUCUCGAUCCACUUAUCUUUAUGAAAGGAAUCCACUACAAGAUCCUCGCUUUACAAGGCUGAUCGAGCUACUCGUGCCUUUGCGUAUUCAAUUACAAGUGGAAAAAAAGAGUAAACUGGAUUCUAAGAAAACAAUAUCCCCACGCGAUGAGAUUUGUUUUAAAGAUAUCUGCCUCAACGAAACUUGCCGUUUAGUGUUUAAAAUAAUGAGCAAAGGCAAUGAAAACGGAGAAGCGCAACGAUAA
Messenger RNA from Porites evermanni, 429 nucleotides. NCBI's taxonomy places the organism in Eukaryota, Metazoa, Cnidaria, Anthozoa, Scleractinia, Poritidae. The record is from the annotation of a GenBank genome assembly.